Molecule: messenger RNA, 528 nt
Organism: Hordeum vulgare subsp. vulgare (domesticated barley)
Lineage: Eukaryota; Viridiplantae; Streptophyta; Magnoliopsida; Poales; Poaceae
Product: CLAVATA3/ESR (CLE)-related protein 25-like
Exons: 2
Coding region: 149-442 (97 amino acids)
Source: RefSeq, a predicted model, not a curated record
UCCCCCCUUCCCCCCCGCAUUAUAAUAUGCCGCCACGCCGCAGCAGCCAGCCAGCCAGCCAGCGUCGUCGUAGCCCACACCCCCGCCGGAGAAAGAAGAAACAGAGGAGAGGGAGGAGGCGAGGAGCGCGUGCCUGGUUGGUGGUGCUAUGAGAGGGCCGGCCGCGUCCGGGGGGUGGGCAUCGGCGGCGGCCGUCUUGUUCGGUGUUCUUGUUUUGGUGUCGUUGGCGGUCGUGGCGGCGGAGAGGCCGUCCGCGCCGGCGAUCGGAGGGCGGAGGAUGCUGCUGGCAGUGGCAGGCGCCGGAGGAGAGACCGGGAGAACUCUGGAGGAUUUCAGGGCCGAUGAUCCUUUCCAGGACAGCGCGAGGAGGGUGCCCAAUGGCCCUGAUCCCAUCCACAACAGGGGCGCAGGCAAGUCCGGAAGAUCGCCGGGGCGAGCGUAGCGUCCCGUGGCGGCACGGCGCACAUCCACGGCGCAGAAGCUUCCGACGGUUAUGGCGGGGCAGGGAGAUGGUGCAUUGCAUUGCAU